AUGUCUGCUCAGCAAAGUAUUCUAAAAUUCUUAAGGAGAUCAUCGCCAGAAUUUGGCCCAAAGAGCAAGGUGCAACGAACCGAGUGCGACUCAUCAGUGGCAAAAGCCUCAAGUGACAAAGAAAUUGUUAACAUAUCCCCCGAUGAUGCAAGUAGCCGGUCUCAGAUUAACCGCAGCGUUGCGGAACUUAAGCUCAAACUGCCGAACGCUGUUAAAACCUUGAUUCGAAAUAUGGAUUCAGAGUGGUGCUUCUAUUUGGCAAGCGUAAUCAGAAGUGAUUCCUUUACAAAAUUGGCAAACUUCAUAGAACAGGAACGAGCCAAGACCACUAUCUAUCCCCCACAAGAGGAGGUCUUUACGUGGAGCAAGUUGACACCGCCGAGGAGGGUGCGGGUGGUUAUAUUAGGCCAGGAUCCCUACCAUGGUCCGCGACAGGCGCACGGAUUGGCCUUUUCGGUGAGGCAGCCGCAGCGCCCUCCACCGAGCCUGCUUAACAUGUACAGGGAGAUUGCUUCUGACUGCGACACCGUGCCCGAGGGCUGGCCGCCCUGUCACGGGGACCUUACUCGCUGGGCGGAGCAGGGCGUCCUCCUACUAAACGCUGUCCUCACCGUCCGCGCUUCUCAGCCGAACUCGCAUAAGGACCAGGGUUGGGAGAAACUUACUGGGGCUGUCAUUAACUACAUCAACCUCCACUGCUCACAUGUCGUAUUUCUGCUGUGGGGAGCGAAUGCGCAAGCUCAAGGCGCGGGCAUCGAUAGGAAGAGACAUCUGGUCUUGCAUGCCCCCCAUCCCUCUCCCUUUUCUGCUAACCGCGGUUUCUUCGGCUGCAAGCACUUCAGCAAAGCGAACGCCUACCUCAAGGAGCAUCAUCUGGAGCCGAUUAAGUGGACAGAUCUUUCAUGA
Molecule: messenger RNA, 906 nt
Organism: Echinococcus granulosus
Lineage: Eukaryota; Metazoa; Platyhelminthes; Cestoda; Cyclophyllidea; Taeniidae
Product: Uracil-DNA glycosylase
Exons: 3
Coding region: 1-906 (301 amino acids)
Biological process (GO): base-excision repair, AP site formation via deaminated base removal; base-excision repair
Cellular component (GO): mitochondrion; nucleus
Molecular function (GO): uracil DNA N-glycosylase activity
Source: RefSeq, a predicted model, not a curated record